UGAAAAAAAAACUGUGUCCAGAACAGUUUUGUUUGUGUUUUAGAACCAUGGUAACUUAUUGUUGGUGGAUACGUCGAGUGCCAUAUUUUGCACAGUCACUGAAUAAAGUGACUAAAGAUGGACACUCAGGACCAGCAGCCAGUUUCAAAUGAACUUCAGGACCGACUUCAAGCUCUGGCAGAGGAAAAUCUUCAGCUACGUGACAAAAAUGAGCAUCUUUUUGCCAAAGUGGGUUACCUGGAGAGCAGACUGGGCCACCUGGCCAGCUCCAACACAGACCUGUCCUGCAGGCUGGUCCAGAGUGAGGAGGAUAAACUGAAGAUAUCCAAGGAGCUUGUGGAGGAGAAAAUUCAGACCAACAAGAUGAGAGAGCAGUUUGAGGAAGAGACGUUUGAGCUGAAAAACAAGAUACUGAACCAAGGCGGCGUGAUAACAGAGCUCGAGAUGGAGCGAGACAAGCUGUCCAGGGAACUGCAUUCGACUGAGGCUCGUCUGAAAGUGGGAGAGAAGAGCGGUCGAGACCUGACAGAAGAGUAUGCGGCUCUGAAGAAGAACUACCUGGUGCUGGCCAAGGCCCAUGAUAAAGAGCUGGCCCAGAGUGAGGAGCUGAGCACUGAGCUGCUGGCUCUGGCCCAAGCCCAGGACGCCCUCCGCAGGCAGCUGGAGGAGCAACAGCAGAGUGUUGAGACCACCACCCAGGGCCUUCAUGGAGAGCUGGACAGGGUGCGGGCCUUGAUCAACCGCAUGUCAUAUAAUAGAGUCAAGCCCGAAGAUCUGGCAACACUGAACAAGGAGCAAAAAACAAUGGAGAAAACUCUUCUUGGAAACCAAGAUGAGAUCAAAGACAUGCUGGAGAAAAUGAAGAACAGUUAUGAGGAGCAGCAGAAGAAACUGGAGGAGAAAGUGGUGGCUAUGGGUAAAGAGCACCAGGAGAACAAGAGGGCGAUCCAUAAUAGCCAGCAGAAACUAUCUGAGCAGAGUGCGGCCCUGAUGUGCUCUCAGAGCCAAGUGAAGGAGGUGGAAGAGGAGAACUCAAAGCUGCAGCUUCAAGUCAAAGAACUGAAUGAGGAAUACCGAGCAAGGCUAGUGUGCUAUUUACAAGACUUAGCUGGUUACAUUGAUGGACUUGAAGAUGGUAAAACUCCUUCAGAGAGAACUAAGAUGAGGCAGUUUGUGGAAAGCAUGCUGCAGGAUGUGCGUUCAUCCUACAGGGUUAGGGAGGAACAGCUUGCUUCUGCUGCUCGCUCCUAUAAGAAGAGACUACAGAAGAUGACCAAGACCCAUCAUGCCCUCCUUAUUGCCUACAGGGUUCAGAGGGAGCAGAUCUUGGCCAAACCUGAGAGCCUGGGUCUCGACCCUGGGCCUCCAGAGGCCCACUUCAGCCUGGAGCCCACUGAGCUGAGAAGUGAGACUGAGAACGAGCUUCAGUGCCUCCGUCAGGACAAGGCGAGGCUGGAGGGUCAGCUGCAGGUGGCUGCCCUCAGAAUGCCUGUUCAGAAUUCAAGCUUUCAAGAGCCGGCAAAAUUGGAGCAGAUAUGUGAGGAAUCCUGGCUGGACAUGAGGACGCAGCUGAAGGAAAUCACAGACUCUACACUGGUGGGCCUUGAGAAGGAGCGCGCCCUCCUCAUUACCAGAGCCACAGUUGCAGAGGCGCAGGUGUUGGAGUUGCAGGACUACAUUGACAACCACCUGGGCAGGUAUAAACAGGAGAUCACACGUCUCCACAGACUGCAUGGGAUACAGGAGGCUGGCCGUUCCCAAAGUGCUAAUUCAUCUCUCCGUUAAGGAAACUGGAAAACUGAAAUCCAGUCAUGUCCUGUAGAAUAAUUUAGAUAACACAUUAGCACAAUUCUAAGUUAUACACCAACAAAUACGUAAUCUGAAAAUUAAAUUAUAGUCUUAAAUGUUUACUUCUGUGAUAUCAGACAUUAAUCAGACAUUGUACACAGUUUUAAUUCCUGUUUAAAUGUAUACUUCAUAUAAAUUUAACCUGUUUUAAGUAUUUAAACAUGAUGUGUGAAUCCCUGGUGCUUUUACACCAUCACUAGGUGGUGCUGCUCAUAGUGGUGGUUUUCUCUAUGAAAGGCCCCCAAAGAAAUCCAGCCUUGAGAAAAAAAUGCCUGGAAUGUUUGUAAAGCUUAUGUCAAUUUCACGAGCUCAGGAGAAGAAAGCGCGGUGACAAUGAGGGGUCACCCUGGUGAGAAUAAUGUCAUUACAUGUUACCCAGACACGUACACGCCUGUGAAUACUUUUCCCUCAGUGCCGUGCUGAGAAUUGUGGCACAAACAAGCCAGGCUUUUUUUUUCCAGGAUGAGGGUUCAUAUUUAUAACCUUGGUGUUGGUUUGAAUAAGCAGCUAUUCCCUUUAAAUCCCUUUAACAGUGAAGGGGUCUGCUUUUUUUUUUCCUAGUGUGUUUUGGUAGCUGGGUGGUUUCAUGCCAUAGCUGACAGCUGACAUAACUUUAAAAAUAGAAGUUCCUUUUAAAUGUGGCUUUAAUUUAAAAGGUUUGAUUAAAAGUUUCAUUAAGUUUCUUUCAAAACAAGCUUUAUGCUGGAAAAAGUUGAAGCAAAAAUACUCAUGGGAAUGAUGGGAAAAGUAGAGGAGAUGGAAAGAGUCACAGGCAUGUCACCCCCCAAUCCCCAUGCCAGCCGGGGGUGGGGGGUGGGAGGGUGGCAGGGGUGUGAAAGUUUGAGAGGAAUGGGAAGUGGGAUUUUGUUAGUAAUGUAUUACACUCCCAGGGCCUUGGGAAAAGGGGUGGGGGGUGUUCAGUGUUGGGCCUGUGCCAACAUAUUCACUGUGCCAAAGUGCUGGCUGCUGGGGACCACUCCUCUCACCGGCAGAUCUGUGGGAAAAUCAAAACCAGGUUGUUCUUUGCUGCUGCGCCAAAAAGACAGAGAGGUGAUGUGUCUGCAGAGGCCUCUGCACAACUUGUACAAAUGAAAUGUACUCUGAAUAAACAAAAGGCAAGGGAAGUAGUAGAAACUGUAACAUUACUAAAGCUUUGCAGUAAGAGUUCGUCUGGUGUGCCACAGCUGGUCCCCAAGGCGGUGUGCCAAGUUUUUUUCUCAACUUGGGGCAUUUUGGAAAAAGUGACUUCUUGGACUGUGAACAGCUAUUUAAUGACCACUUUACAUGGUCACUAUUAUGAUGUAAAUAAUAAAAAAUAGUAGAUUUGUUUCAGUCGGUCUGAUAAAUGAAGCAACAAAAACACUAUAGUUUAAAUUGUUUGAAUAAUGAAAAAACUGUUCCAACAAAAGGAGUUGCUGGUGAUAUGUGCAGUUAUCCUAGCAACUAUUAGCAACUUCAGUUUUUUGUUGUUGACAAACAACCUUAGUUCAAAAAUCGAUAUUUUCCCAGCUUCAAAUGUCAUAUAUUACACAAUGCUCCAAACCUCUGAUAAGCUUGUUUAUGUGAAUCAUAUGAGUCAUAAGGUAUUUUGAUAAAUUACCUAACUAUUUGUGUGUUGAAUGUCAGCUCAUGCAGAACAGUAGCAAGAGUUUCUAUGUAAUUUUUUCUGCCCCAGAUGUGAAAACAAGCACCAACAUGAUUCGCUUAGUGUAACGACCAGUUUGUGCUUUAUCUGUUCAAUCCAACCAGUUUCUCCAGUAAGUGUAGGACACUUUUUUCUACAACUGUACGUACAAGCACACAACCCAGCACACAAGUGUAAAAUCUACAGUAGGAAGAUUUACACAGGCACAGUCUGGGCUGACAGACCCUCAGACAUUAUUGUUUGACACAAAUGAGUCUUUGAUUAUUAGAAUAAUUGAAUUGAAAAUAUUGAUGAAAUUUUAAGUGUCACCAUUCUACCGUUACAGGUGUCACAAAUCAGCUUCCCUCUGAUGCUCUGAAAACUUUAUUUAAAACAUCAGUACAUUAAUUACUUAUUAGCUAUUUAACAUUUUAUCAGUCAAAAAUACUGUGUAAAUCAGAGUUUCAUAUCAUUGUACUUUCUGUCUAUCUGGAUUUUAUCACAUUGAGAUAAAAUAUUACUAUGAAAUUGCUGUUAAAUAGUCCUUACAGUGAUUCUUUUAACAUCUGACAUCUUACAUUAAGUUCCUCAGUAUAAUACAGUCUACAACAUUUUAAACUUCUCCCUUAGACCUUGCCAGGAUUGCUACAUUUAAUUCUGUAAUAUUGUGCAGGUUUUGCCUCUGUAGUAAGUUCAUGUCUGGCACGCUUCAAACAUCAUGAUUCAUGAGUCCAUCUCAAAGACUGAAAUGUUUCUAAUCUAAUCAUUUUGUAUCAAGUGGGAAUAGUUUAAACAAGAAUACACACAGCAUUAGCAUUCUGGUUUACAUGAAAUCAUUGUACUGUAUCAUUAAACCCUGACCUAAUCAACAUCACAACCGCAAGUAAA
Molecule: messenger RNA, 4360 nt
Organism: Lates calcarifer (barramundi perch)
Lineage: Eukaryota; Metazoa; Chordata; Actinopteri; Centropomidae
Gene: ccdc78
Product: coiled-coil domain containing 78
Exons: 14
Coding region: 118-1785 (555 amino acids)
Cellular component (GO): cytoplasm
Source: RefSeq, a predicted model, not a curated record